This is a messenger RNA of Cutaneotrichosporon oleaginosum, 3882 nucleotides long. RefSeq lists its product as uncharacterized. NCBI's taxonomy places the organism in Eukaryota, Fungi, Basidiomycota, Tremellomycetes, Trichosporonales, Trichosporonaceae. The record is from RefSeq and is a predicted model, not a curated record.
CACACCUAUUCCCACUCGUACCAACUACCAGGCCAGUUACAGUCUCUUGUCGAUCAUCCCCUGCCGAAGCAUCGACGCACAUCCACCUUCGCCCCAUUGCUCAGUGCUCGGAGCUCAUUGUGCGCUCUCCGAUUUCCGAUCUCCUUCUUCUCAAUUCAUCAUUUUGCCACUCUAGCCUUUCUCCCCACCUCCACCACCACCAACCUCGCCCUUCCACCAGUCUGAACAGUCGAGCCAGGACUUUGUUGUCCUUGGCUUCCCGAUAUCUCACCCAUGACGACCAUUGUCAAGACACUGCUCAAGAGUGCCAUGCCAAAGGACAAGGACAAGAGCGGUAAAGUCAAGAAGAAAGACAAGGGUAAAGACAAGUCCCAGUCGCGUAGUAUACACGUCAGCGUCGCGCCUACUCUUCCUCCAAAGUCAGUCAAGCCACCCGGCGUUGAUCCACCACGUGCCACUACAUGGGUCGGCAACUCGCCUCCGUUAGUUGCCACAGUGGCGCCGCCCCGUUUCACUGACCUUCGCGACACUGGCCACGACCCCAGUGCCCGAGACAAGGUUGGGCCAUGGAUUCAGGCUCAUGCCGGUUACACCGAAGGUUACGAGUUUCCCGAGGCGCCUCCCAAUUUCCCGUCGCGAACAAACUCCCCUGCCGCGACUGUUCAUCCACAGGAGUCCAUCUCCGUCAUUGGCGUCGGACGUGGGGUUCCCCGCGGCCACCAGACAAUGCAGAGCUUCUCUGCCCUCCAAGAAACACCAAGGGUAUCCGCCCCUGCGCGCCCAUUGAGCGAGGUCAUGAGUCGUGGUGCUCCGGCUUACCAGGCUCGCGCCACCAACUCUCCUACGACGGGCGCGUUUACUCGAUCUCCUGCUUCUCGCGGUGCAGAAUCAUGCUCUGGUAACUCAGCUGUCACACCCAAGCCUCACCUGCAUCAGCCCAGGCCUGAACACCCUUUUGAUUAUGCCGAAGCACAGGAGGCUCGCGAACGCGAGGAGAGGCGCCAUGCGGAGCUUGCGGAAGCCGUCAGUGAGCAACGCCGUGUUGACCUCAUCGCUGCAAGAGAGGCUGCAGAGGAAGCUGAGCGCGUCGCCCAACUUGUACAUGCACGUCAGACUGCUGAUCUGGAGCUCCGCGAUCUCCUCAAGCAAUUUGGCCCGGAAGAUGCCGCCGCGCGUCGCGAGAUGAUACAAGACUACGCCUUGAAAGAUGCGCAAGCUGAGUGUGAGAUACGGGAGCGCCGCGAGCGCCAGGAGGCUUAUGACGCUGCCCUCGCGCGGCUGGUCACACCUUUAAUGGCUGGCAACAUCCAGGACAAACAUGACAGCAAGUGGGACAAUGUCUUCAGCGCUGCAGACAUGCGUCCGCGUGGCCUGCGGGACACCUUUAGCACCGAGUCGUUCGGCCACAAGCACCACGCGAACGGAAGGCCUAUCCCUGCGCCCCUUUCCCAGGUUCCCCCUUCGCCCCAACCAGCGACGGUAAUAAAUGAGCGAGCUGCGCGCGCAGACACAAUCUCCGAACACUCCGCCAAGGUUGCGCCCAAGUCCCACAGGUCCAAGCGAGCGGACAAGCACACCCACAGGCAUUCACACUCGCCCGCCCAGCUGCUGCAAAGCUCAGAGUUGACGCGCAACCUGACGUUUAUCAAGUCCAUCAACGAGCACGAGUUGGACGAGUCGGGCUCUGAAGCCGACGCAGUUUCGCAGAUGACGAGACUAACGAAGAUCGCCAAGCUUGUGGACGACAGCACAUUCCACGACGAUACGCUGUGCCAGCUCCUCGAUGCGUCACGGCUCAACCUCAUCGGCGAUCAAGCCAAGAAGACGCUUAUGCGCGCUGCCCGGAAGCGUGUCGAGGAAUUGAAACGCAAAGUGAUCCUGCACGAGGCCGACCAGAGUGCCGGCACUCCGCCUCUCAAAAUCCACAAGAAGGUACCAGGUGGCAGCGCGCCCGUUACACCUAAUGCCACAACAACCCCUCUUCCGCCUUGUGUCGCGGAGACCCCCCUUCCGGCCUGCCAACCAUCUCAGCACCCAGCCGCCGCUGCAGCGGAAUCCCGUCAGAAUGAAGAGGUGCUGCGAGAGAUCUGCGAUCGCCUUAUUAAGCUCUCGGCUGCGUUCGAAGCCGCUCAGAACAGAGGUAAUUUUGAUAUCCCAGGCGGCUUCUCAGCAGGCAAUGUCCCCCAAAUGCAACCACAGGCUCAAAUGUACCCGCCGAUGGCUGUCGACGUGCCAACCCAAGGUGGCUUUCAGACACUGCCACAGGCCCCUCUGGUCUUUCAGCAACCACCACCACCAGCACCACCACAAGGUUACCACAAAUUCGAGGAGCAGCCGCUACCCGAUAUGACCCAGCGGGUGGGCCCAAACGGAUACAUACCCACCGGUGGCCACGCAGACGAGUACAUGAUGGGUGGCGGAUCGAUUCACUCGAUUCCUACCACGGCGCAGGAACCUGUUGCCAAGGACGCCCCUUCGCCCGUUCCAUCUUCGCCUGUCGCAGUAACACAAGAUACGCCAAAGGCAACGCCCAGGUCUGCGCCACAGUUGGUGCCCGAAUCGGAAAGGACGGAGGCAUCCAAAGUUGGGACCGAAGGCUCCAGGGCUGCAUCAAAGGCUUCCAAGGCCGCUACUAAAACAUCUCGGGGCGUACCGACAGAGGCCUACGUUUCUCGAGCCUCAACACAGGCAGCUUCGGCAGUGCCAUCCUCCGCUCGGACACCCACCGGCCCCAUCAUCAACAUCUUCUCUCCCACGACUAUUCAAGGCGAGCCAACUCAGUCGCGGGCUUUCACAGAGGUUCCAAGCACACCAGCACAACAGCAGCCAGUGUCGAGCCCCCCAACCACAGACCCAUCCACAGGAACACACACUGUGCGAAGCCGACAGUCUGUCCCACCAGGAACCUCGAGCUCAUCCCGUGCUCAGCCUCCCGCCCAGGUCGUAGUGCUGGAGAGAGAGCUUCCUCCGCUUCCAGAGAGCGUGGCGUCGCACCUCACUCGUACGACGACCAAGCCCGGCGAGCCACCCACCACGGUGGCGGCGGCAAGGGCAAUCUCGCGGGCCGUCACAUCGGCGAGCAAUUCAACCCCAGGCCCCGAGUACGACAGUGGUGGCCAAACAACAGUCGCCACUCACGUCGUAGGCGGUGAGCGGCCAUGGGACAUAGUCGUGCGCCGGCUGCAUGCCAUGGCAGCUGUGUGGCAGGAGGACAACUUUGAACGCGCCAUGAACAGUGCCAGCCUCAAGCGCGAGCUCGACAUUGUACCCCUCACCAUCUACACCAUGACCAUAUACAAGUCAUACCUCCGCAACCGGCUUACCGCAUUGAACCCCAUGCCGGCCGACAAGCUUCUCGUGGCCCCCGUGCAUGCUGAGACGAUCAAUAGCUACAUCUUUGCCAAGAAGUAUAACGAGGCAGCCGCUCUGCUCACCGAUCUUUGGUCGCCACUCAGCAACAGCCCCCCGCGCGUGAUCAUUGCCAUGACAAAGCACGGGUAUCAGGAAGGCUGGCUAGCGCACCGUUGGGAUCUAACGACCGGUCACCUCACUUCGCACCACUGCGUGCACAUCGAAACACGCAUUGACCCGUACGAUAAGCGGCCGUUCAACUGGUGGCAUGCCAUUCGCGCGGCUUUCCCGGAGCGUGGUGUUUUUGAGCCACGCCUCUUGCUGGAGCGCAAUGUUCGGCACGUUUACACUGCCACACCCAGUGAUAACUCCUUGCGAGCCGCCCUCGUCACCCGCAAUCUUCUGAACGGAAACAAGAGCGAUGUCGACCACGGGCUGAGCAACCUCCGCGAUACCGUGUGGAAGAUGACGCAACAGUUGCUCAAGAAAAAGCAGGCGGGCGAGCUCCUCCCUGGCCCAGCCAGUGCCUAG